Messenger RNA from Acinonyx jubatus (cheetah), 1338 nucleotides. RefSeq names its product p53 and DNA damage regulated 1 (gene PDRG1). Gene Ontology annotation, biological process: protein folding. The record is from RefSeq and is a predicted model, not a curated record. The transcript has 5 exons. Bases 95 to 496 code for a protein of 133 amino acids. NCBI's taxonomy places the organism in Eukaryota, Metazoa, Chordata, Mammalia, Carnivora, Felidae. Gene Ontology annotation, cellular component: prefoldin complex.
UUGCGCGUGCGCAUGCGCAGCCGAAGCGGAGCCCGAACGGAAUUUGAGCUGUGUCGCAGCCGAGCCGAGUGGAGUGGGGUCGGAGGUGGUGGGCAUGCUGUCACCCGAGGCGGAACGGGUGCUUCGGUACCUGGUGGAGGUGGAAGAGCUCGCCGAGGAGGUGCUGGCGGACAAGCGACAGAUUGUGGAUCUGGACACCAAAAGGAAUCAGAACCGGGAGGGCCUGCGGGCUCUGCAGAAGGAUCUCAGCCUCUCCGAAGAUGUGAUGGUUUGCUUCGGGAACAUGUUCAUCAGGAUGCCUCACCCUCAGACGAAGGAGAUGAUUGAGAAAGAUCAGGACCAUCUGGAUAAAGAAAUAGAGAAACUCCGCAAACAACUUAAAGUGAAGGUCAACCGCCUCUUUGAGGCCCAAGGCAAACCAGAGCUGAAGGGUUUUAACCUGAAUCCCCUCAACCAGGAUGAGCUUAAAGCUCUCAAGAUCAUUUUAAAAGGAUGAAAUUCAAGAUGAGAUGGGGGACCUAGGACAGCAUCCCCCCUGAGGUCAUGGAGGACCCAGGACUCCAGCUUUGAAACCUGCAAGGACACGAUCCACCCUGCUAGAAGAUGGGCAUCUUUACACUUUAAGAUGUAAAGAAGAUCUGCCCCAUGAAAAGCCUUUGUCUGGGGGGAUUGGCUCUCCGUGAUGGCAGGAGGGAGCCCUCAGCCUGCCAGUGUCUGCUGGGGCGGACUGCUGGGGCUGGAUGGACACAAGGCCCAUUGACAGGCCCUGGCAGCCACCAGUGCUGAGUGGGGGCAGCGCCUGUGGGGGUGUGAGAAUGGCCACAACAGGCACUUUUAACAAGGGCCCCUGUUCAGAUGGGCCCCGGACGUCGGGGAGCAUCAUUCCUGCAUUCCUCUCCAGAAGAGAGGCAUUCUCAAGCAGCAUGUAGUGGAAUUGGAAUAAAGCAGGAGGCUCACAGGUGGUUUCUGAAUGAAAGGCCGAACCAGGGUUUCGUAGUUCACCACAGCCAUCUGUGGGCCAGACGCACCACUCCCCCAGCACCGCCUCCACUUUGACCCUUUUUUCCUGCUUGCCCCCAGAAUGGAGCCCAGAGUGGGUGCUGCUUAUCAAACUCUUGCACCUGUCUUUUAGUCAGGAAGGCCUUGCAGAGUCCCACACCAGGGACGGGUGGGGGAGCUGCCUCUUCACGAGGCCCUCUGCCACCUCUGAAGGCGGGGCCUGGGUCAGCGCCACUCAGGGUUCCGGCCUGCCUUCGCUGGUGUCAGAUCCUAAUGUGCUGUGAGGCAACACGCUGUCUUUCAUGUCACUGAGAGCUUAAUAAAUGUUUCCUAAACGAA